GGUUGCUUUCUAAUGGAAAUUGGAUGUCCUUGAGCUCCAUGCCCAAGAAAUGGCAGUUCUGGUGAAGUCAGGAUCUCUAGUAACAGCGGACUGGCUCAACUCUGUGGAUGGCCAGGAAUAUCUAGCCAGCAUCUUGCGCAAAAACAAGAGAAAAGUAUUUGGAUUACUUGAGCGACCAGUGCUCCCUCCACAGAUUGCACCUGACAUUGCUAGUUACAAGAUCUUUCUGUCUGGGAAGAGUGGAGUAGGAAAAACCGCAGCAAUAGCUAAGUUUGCUGGUUUGGAAAUCUCCAGUGUACAUCAUGAGACCACAGGAAUUCAGACAAGGACAGUUUAUUGGCCAGCAAAGCUGGUGGAGAGUGGUCGAGUGAUCAUGUUUCGCUUUCAGUUCUGGGACUGCGGUGAGGCCUCACUGAAGAAAUUUGACCACAUUCUUGCAGCCUGCAAGGACAAAGCUGAUGCCAUCUUGUUCCUUUUCUCCUUCACUGAUCGGUCAUCAUUCAACGAUUUGCCUAGUCAAAUGUCACGGAUCGUGGAUGAUUCUGAGAAGAUUGUUAAAAUUGUGAUUGGCACCAAGUAUCCUUAA
Molecule: messenger RNA, 586 nt
Organism: Rhincodon typus (whale shark)
Lineage: Eukaryota; Metazoa; Chordata; Chondrichthyes; Orectolobiformes; Rhincodontidae
Gene: cplane2
Product: ciliogenesis and planar polarity effector 2
Exons: 4
Coding region: 50-586 (178 amino acids)
Molecular function (GO): GTPase activity
Source: RefSeq, a predicted model, not a curated record